AUGCUUUCAAAGUACGUUGCGACCGACCACCACGAAUGGGAUCUUCACUUACCAUAUGUGACGUUCGCGCAUAUUUCAUCGCGUCACGACACCGCCGGCUAUUCACCAUUCUAUCUCCAAUAUGGCCGAGAACCUGCGUGGCCCUUGGACACUUUGUUACCCUCGGCCACACGUUCAAUCACUGAAUACACCCACGACGCGAUCGCACACGGCGACCACUCGCGCCAGCUCGCCUGCACCCGUCUCGAGGCCUCACAGGAGCAUCAGAGACGCCUCUAUGAUUGCCACGAUCGCGACGUGCACUUUACUCCUGAUUCUCUGGUGCUUCUCUGGUCACCCAUUCGACGUGUGGGCCUUUCCGAAAAGAGGCUGUCGCGCUUCACUGGCUCAUACCGGGCGGUGCGACAAGUGACCGAUGUCACGUAUGAAGUCAUCCCCGCCGACCUGUCGGGGUCAUCAUCAGCUGCAAGUGAUAUCGUUCACGUGGCGAGACUAAAGCUAUACCAGACACCUUUCUCCGCGGAUGUGCAGAUUAAGCAUCGGGGCGGUGCUUCUAGUGCCGGGGGUGAUGCUACGGAACAGCCGGAAAAGUGA
This is a messenger RNA of Dermacentor albipictus, 594 nucleotides long. NCBI's taxonomy places the organism in Eukaryota, Metazoa, Arthropoda, Arachnida, Ixodida, Ixodidae. The record is from RefSeq and is a predicted model, not a curated record.